UAUCUCUCUUAUUGCUUUCUCCAUUUCUUCACACCUAAUAUCUAACACUUGGCUACUCUCUUUUUUUCUUCUUCUUCUUCUUCUAAGAAAAACUGUGUUUUUUGGUUGUAUUUCUCUAGCCAGUGCACCCUACAGCCAGGCUCACACUUUGAGAGAAAACUCUAGGGAUCGAUGUCUAGCAGAAGGUCGAGGCAGUCGGGGGCUUCGAGGAUCACAGAUGACCAAAUCAUCGAACUCGUUUCCAAGCUACGCCAACUUGUUCCUGAGAUUCGCAAUAGGCGCUCUGACAAGGUGCCUGCUUCCAAGGUACUUCAAGAGACCUGCAACUACAUCAGAAGCUUGCACAGAGAGGUGGAUGAUCUGAGCGAGCGCCUCUCUCAGCUUUUGGCUACAAUUGAUGCUGAUAGCGCUGAGGCUUCUAUUAUUAGGAGUUUAAUUUCCCAAUAAAUAACCUCCCUUUAUCUAUUUUAUCAAUCUCUCUCUCUAUCUCUCUCUAUAUAUAUAUAUAUAUAGUUGUGCUUUUAUCUAGGCUUUGAUCACUAGAUCGAACAGAGGGUAGUGUCUUUUUAGAUUUGCGGUGUGGAUAGCCUCUGUAUAAGUUGUACAAUAAAGGGACUUUGCAGUAGCAAAUGCCUCUUUCUUAUAUAUACUCAUUGUACUUCUUUUAUGGGAUUUCAGUUAGCUUAUAAGCUAUGACUUCGUUAACAAAUAAC
Messenger RNA from Corylus avellana, 713 nucleotides. Its product is annotated as transcription factor PRE6. The record is from RefSeq and is a predicted model, not a curated record. NCBI's taxonomy places the organism in Eukaryota, Viridiplantae, Streptophyta, Magnoliopsida, Fagales, Betulaceae. Gene Ontology annotation, biological process: regulation of growth; regulation of DNA-templated transcription. Gene Ontology annotation, molecular function: protein dimerization activity.